Molecule: messenger RNA, 1450 nt
Organism: Paramecium sonneborni
Lineage: Eukaryota; Ciliophora; Oligohymenophorea; Peniculida; Parameciidae
Source: the annotation of a GenBank genome assembly
AUGAAUUAAAGAAUUUUUGAUAAUACUAAAUCAGCAUCGAAGCGACUAAAAAGCCCAAGAAUUUUCAAAACUGAAGGGAAUCAUUUGUAAUAAAAGAGAGAAAACAAAAGUAUAGGUGAUAACUAAUCUAAAUUAAAAUCAUUUAUAAAUGAUAAAUCUGGUUUUGGAUAGAGAGAUUAUAGUGAGAAACAAUCAUAAUUUUAAAAAAAGAGUAAAUAUAUUACAUAUCUAUGAGAAUUGAUCAUAAAUAGUUAUUCAUAAUAGAGUAGACAAUAAUAAAACAAUGUUCAAUUAAAAUACAAUUCAUUUUUAGACUCAAAAUUGAAAUUAAACAAAUCUAAAGAGAUGAAUAGAGUACCAAUGAGAUCACGUAAAGAAAUGUGGCAUAAUUAUGUAAGUAAAUAUGUUACAUAAACAUAAAAGGUUAAUCCUGAAGCAUCAGUUCCUGAGAGAAGAGUUUAAAGUUAAAUUAAUAUAUUAAAGACAGAGGAUUCCUAUAAUAAAAAUAGAUCUACAGCUUCGUUAUGUAGUCUUGAACCUUAAGAUACGCUGUAGUUUAAUCUAAAAUAUAUUUAUAAAACUAGAUAAGGUUAUAUAGCAAAUAAUCCAAACAAAGUUAAUUAGGAUAUUUUUUAUUGUUAAACUAAUCUUAUUGAAAAUAUACAUUUAUUUUUUGUUUGUGAUGGACAUGGAUAAAAUGGUCAGUUUGUGUCAAAUUUUAUAUAAACUAAUUUACCUAAUAAUAUUAGAAAAGAUAAGAUUUAAUUAUAGUCUUCUUAAAUUAAAGAAGUACUCCAAAGAUCUAUUUAAAAUAUAUCUAAUAAUGUUAAUAAAUAAGCUUUUGAUACUAAUUUUAGUGGUUCUACAUUGAAUGGUAUAAUAUUAUAAGACAAUGGGAAAAUGUAUUCAUUUAAUGUAGGAGAUAGUAGAACAGUGAUUGGUAAAUUUAAUGGUUAUGGAUAAAAGUUUAAAUCCUAUUAAUUAUCAGUUGAUCAUAAAUUAACAAUAAAAAAGGAAUAAUAAAGAAUAAUCUAAUCAGGAGGAAGGAUUGAUACAUUUUAUGAUUAGAAUGGUAAAUAAUUGAUUUCAAUCAGGUAAUCCUAUUGGUCCAAUGAGAGUUUGGGUAAAUGGAACUUAAUAUCCAGGUUUAGCAAUGAGUAGAAGUAUAGGUGAUUAAGUAGCUUAAUCUGUUGGAGUAAGUAGUAUUCCAGAUAUUGUUGAAUAUUAAUUGGCAUAUAAUGAUAAAUUUAUUGUAAUUGCCUCAGAUGGAAUAUGGGAGUUUUUAGAUAAUUAAAUUAUUGUUGAUAUUGUAGCCAAAUAUUACUAAGAAAAUAAUAUAGAAGGAGCAAGUGAAGAAUUAUUAAGAGUAGCUUAUCGAAUGUGGACAAUAGAUGAUGAAUCAGUUGUUGAUGAUAUCACUUUUAUAUUAAUAUUUAUUUAGAAUUAAUGA